CUUUGUAAAUAUUGGCACCGGCGGUGCGCGAUGCAGAGUGGCGCGUUUCUCUGGAUGCUGGGGCUUCCUUUGAGCGGACUACCGAUGGAUUUUCACCGUGUAGCGGUUUUAUUUCGCCCGUGAGAAGAAGCGAGGGCUUCGCUAAUAAUUGGGAUUCAUUACGCCAAUAUUUUCCAGGUGUAUUUUCUUUUUUGGGGGUGUUGUGGGAGAAGUGACGGGCAGCAUGCUGCUCUCUAAACUGGGCUCCUUCUCCCACAUGUCGUCCAGCAUGGAUCUACCGGCGAAGCUGCAGCAAGCUAAAGCAGACAAGCAGCCGUUUGACAAGCUGUACCGGCUGGACUCGGUGCUCGGCAGCGGAGGAUUCGGUACCGUCUACUCGGCGGUCCGCCUCGCCGACGGGCUGCCGGUGGCAGUGAAGCAUGUGUGCAGAGACAGAGUGACUGAGUGGGGCUCUCUGAGUGGCUCGGUGGUUCCUCUGGAGAUCGUGCUGCUGGAGAAGGUGGACGGGGCGCUGGGUGGUGUGGUGCAGCUGUUGGACUGGUGGGAGCAGGCGGACGGCUGGCUGAUCGUGAUGGAGCGUCCCGAGCUGGGGCAGGACUUGUUCGAUUACAUAACGGAGCGCGGCGUGCUGGACGAGGCAGCGGCACGCGGCUUCCUGCUGCAGGUGCUUGAGGCGGUGCGCCACUGCUACACAUGCGGGGUCAUCCACCGGGACAUCAAGGACGAGAACCUGCUGGUGGACCUGAGGACCGGACAGAUCAAACUCAUCGACUUCGGCUCCGGGGCCCUCCUCAAAGACACGGCCUACACUGAGUUCGAUGGUACGCGGGUGUACAGUCCUCCGGAGUGGAUCCGGUUCCGCCGGUACCACGGCCGCUCGGCUACCGUCUGGUCUCUGGGUGUGCUGCUGUACGACAUGGUUUGUGGGGACAUCCCCUUCGAACAGGACGAGGAGAUCCUGAGAGGACACGUCUACUACAGACGUGAAGUCUCAUCAGAGUGCCAGCAGCUGAUUGGCUGGUGCCUGAGCCAGCAGCCGUCGGAGCGGCCGACCCUGGAGCAGAUCCUCCUCCACCCCUGGAUGACGGGCAGCGACAGGCAGCAGACGGACAACGCCAGCAUCACGCUGCACGCCAUCUCAGCCGACUCUUCGUCCUCGUCUUCCUCCUCCAGCCAGCAGAGCCUCUGAUUGGUCGACACGAGGCUGCCGGAGGGUUGCAGCACUGACUUGAUUGACAGCGGUCUUCCAGUGGCAUUCGAAUGCCCUUGUUUAUGCGGCAUUGGCCCUGUGAGGAAGUGUUUGGGUCGCAGUUCAGGAAUGCGGUAGACUCUGUGCUGCUCCACAGCGCCCCCUCCUGAUCACAGACGAUAGAGCAGCUCUUUAAGAGCCUCGACACUUGUCUGGUGUUCUUGUUUCAAAGUGCCUUGAGAUUCAAAACUGCUAUGGUGUGCUUUUCCGUGGCAAACCAGCUUGGUUGCUGGAGGUGUGGAGGGUUAUUCAGAGGUUCCUAAUUAAGUUUGAACUGAAUAAGACAAGUGUUAUUGAUCUACUCAGCAAGAAAGUGAAAUAGGAGUUCCCAAAAUGUCAAAUGUUUACAGGAGCAACCCUCCCUGUAGUGUGGGGCGAAGGACCUUCACCUGCUGAUGUUGUGGGAUACUUAAAACACACAUUCAACACACACCUCUGUAGAGCUGGGAGUCUAAAGUUUCCAUUUUCGAGUUUAACUGUUUUCUUCCUUUCCUUUGUCUGGAAACAUUAUGUCCUCCAUAUUAUCUCUCUCCCGCAGUCUCUGGGUGUAAAAUGCACAGUCAAUGCAAAUAUUCUGUUUUGUAUUAUGAAUAUACUGUAUGUAUUUGUUUUCUAUGUAUUUCUAUAUCAUUUGUACAUUUGUUUUAUACAUUUUUACAUUUUAUUUAUUUAGUAAAGAGACAUUCCCCCGUCCUGUGAUUAUUUAUUUCUUAUUUUUGUAAUUAUUUUUUGUCUUUCUGAAAACAAACUCCAGAAUCUCAUUUGCUUUUUGUGUUAUGUUCAAUUCUGAAAGAAAGUAUUUUUUCAUUGAAAUCUUUCAAAAAUAAAAGUUUGUAUGAAAACAAUGUAAACAAUAAGUUUUCUGUGUGAUGU
Molecule: messenger RNA, 2122 nt
Organism: Centropristis striata (black sea bass)
Lineage: Eukaryota; Metazoa; Chordata; Actinopteri; Perciformes; Serranidae
Product: serine/threonine-protein kinase pim-3-like
Exons: 6
Coding region: 224-1189 (321 amino acids)
Biological process (GO): regulation of mitotic cell cycle; negative regulation of apoptotic process; protein autophosphorylation
Cellular component (GO): cytoplasm
Molecular function (GO): protein serine/threonine kinase activity; ATP binding
Source: RefSeq, a predicted model, not a curated record